AUGAGCAGCGUCAAUCCGUACGCAGCUGCACGCACAAGAAGAGUGUCCUUCCUCCGCCUAGGCAAUAAAUCCGCUAACUCUCCAGGGACACGCUUUUUUUCUGAAGCAUUAGCACCCGGCCGCAGCGCAGCAGCCGCAAGCGGCAAUCGACAGAACGUAAUAGACGAUCGCGUGUGCCUCGCUAGUCGUUUGCGCAGGACUGCUUUUGGAGAUUUUUUUGGAAAUAAUGGAGCACAAGCACGAGCACCUCAGUUGCUUCCUCCACAACCGAGGCCAAAGCAAGCGUGGGGUUCCAUGGUACCUAUUAGUUCUUUAUUUUAUCAGAAUGAAUUUGCAUGUAUGUGCUGGUCUCCUUGUUGUUAGUCACCGUCUAGUCCAUUCAUCAUUAUUUUAUCACAAUAAAUAUAACUUCAUUCUUUUCUUCAUUCUUGCAGACAGUGCUGUGAAUAUGAUGUACUUCAUCGCUAUGGAAGGAAAAUGAACUUUACUCAUCCUCAAAAACCUACGCACUUCAAAAACCGAAUUUAAUUUUUCCGCUUGGCCAUCUUCUAUCCCUAUUCAAACUAGGCAAGCGAACAAUUGGGGCAAUCGCAACCUUCCGCGAGGCCGACGCCGAAUCCCGGGGAGGUUGGUGUGAUCAAUAAGGUCUCGCUUAGUGACUCUCAGACGACCGAAGAUAGAUGCGUCGCCGCUCUCGAGGAAGCCGGGACGCUGCUGAAGGCGGAGACGACGGACAAGCUGGCACCCCACACCCUAAGUACCUUGAACGAAAAAAUCAAUGACUGCGAAUUCCCCGUGCCACUCUUUAAACUCGCAGCUUCACUGCGAGCAAAUCCAAACCAGGUGACACGAGCAGAAAGCAAGGUGCAGCUGCUCCGAUUUGGAGCCGCGAACCUAUUCGCGCAGAUCGACAACAACGGCUACAUGAUGGAGAAUGCGGGACACAGGGUACAGAGAACUACAUAGUACUAGUAGCCGCAUCUUUGUAGAAGCGGCCGAUGACGUUAAGGAAGUAUAUUGAUAUAUCCACAGGGGGGGGGGCGUGUCUCCUUGUGUCAUACAUAUGCCCCAGGGCGCAGGGGGGCCCCCGUAAGUAGACCUGGGGAGCGCCCUAUACUAUAGACCGCGGACCGAAUCCCUCCCCCCUUUCCCCCUAUUAUAAGGGAGAAGGACGCGCUUGAUGCUCCUACGCGUGACGCGCGUGAGGCGCUACGCUUUUGAGCGUGAUUGGGGCGUGACGCGUCACGCUUAUGAGCGGGACGCCCCCCGCUUUUAUGCGUGGCGCCUGAUGAUCUGAGGAACAUCCGCGGGGGGCCUGACGAUCGGAGGAACAUCCGCAGGGGGCCUGAUGAUCUGAGGGAUAUCAGUGGAAAGCCUGACGACCGGGGGAACUGACAUCCGGGGGAGACCUGGCAGCCUGAGGACCAUCCGUCGGAGACCUGGCGACCUGAGGGACAUCCGCGGGAGGCUUGACGCUCUGAGGAACAUCUACGGGAGGUCCGACGACCUGAGGAACAUCCGCGGGAGGCUUGACGACCUGAGGAGCAUCUGGCGGAGGCCUCAGGACCUGAGGAACAUCCGGGGGAGGCCUUACCAUCUGGGGGGCGUGCUAUGUAUCCUUGGGAGGCCUUACGAUCUGAGGACCAUCCGCGGGGGGCCAUGUGAUAACGAUGACGAUCUGAGGAACGAACAUCCGUGGGGGGCCUUAUGAGCUCAAGAGCAUCCAUGGGUGACCUUAUGAACCCAAGGACAUCCGCGGGCUGCCUUAUGAUCUCAAGGACAUCCGUGGACUGCCUUACAAUCUCAGCCGCAAGAACAUCUGGGGGCGGCCUUAUGCUCUGAGGGGUCCAAGCUCAUCCACUCUUCGGAAGUUGCUAGCUUGUGUGCGUUCGCGACUUUCUUUGCAAAUACCUGCAGCCCAAGAAGCUGCGGCAGUCUUCUCCAGAUGUGCCUGGUCAGAGUAUAUUAAUUUGGAAAGCGCCGCGCCUGGCAGUCACCGAUGGAGGAAAAUCGUAGCGGAAAGCUGUCAACGCUCACGCGCGCGGCCUUUGUCUUUGUCUCGUUAACAUGAAGCCAAGAACAGGAGCCCCGAAAACAAAACCGACACAAGACAACCCACACACGAGCAGGCCAGCCAGCCACUGCUCUGAGAGCGCCAGACACAGGCUGGCGAACCAGUCGGCGGCGCAGCCACCAGCCAAGUCCUCAAGUGAAUGCAUGACACCAGGCCAAAGGCCUCCCAAGUCUGGAGAGAGAAACAGAGGAACCAUAGAAACCAGAGACAGCGCGGAGCCUUAUGCGGUGCUGUUGCAAAUUCUUGAGAAUCGGCUCGCAGCGGUCCACUUCUGUGCUUUCAUCAGAAAAAGGAGCACGGAGGGCGAAAGCUUUAGAACCUUCGCGGAAUGUUUGCGGAAAGUUUGCAAGAGGUUUGGACACUGUCGGAACUUCGUGCGCCUACCUUUUCGGGGGCAAAGGCUCCGGAGGGAGGUGUUCCGUGGGGGAGUUCUUUCGCAACGUUUUUGCUUUUGCUAAGAUUUUUUUCAGCUAGAAAAAGAAAAAAGAAGCGAGAGCCACCCCAGGCGCCCAAGCGCAGAAAGAUGGCCAACGCCGCUCCGCUUUGCCACUGCUAGCUUGCUCCCCCCGCUUGCGUCUCCCUUGCCUUCCUCUCACCUCGAGGAGCUUGCACAGGCGUGCCGCGGCUGCAUUCCAGGCGGCGCCGGUCAUGCUUAUGACGUGUGGGCGGUCCACACCCACCCGGCGCCGGGGCUGUUGACAACAGAGAAACACAACACAAGCACAAAGCACACGAGGCCGCGCCGGUGCCUUUUUCGUACAUCCUUGCAAACACAGGGACAACGAGGACGGAGACCAGCCCAGGCAACUUUUCGCGGAGAUUUCGCGGCCAUCUUUAGCACCACCGCGGUGGCCUCCAAGUAAAUGCUUAAGCUAACAGGCGCAGGCGCUGAAACUGCCCGCGCAGUGACUGAGUUGGAGAAUGCUGGAAAACAGCACAAACGUGCAGCGAAUUACUUAGAUCAACCAGCCCAAAGCCCUCGCGCCGAAGGAAGCCCGCACGGCUGGACUUCGUGCUUUGCCUCUUGUUGGUUUCCUUUCUUGCUUAUUACCCUCUGCGCCCUUGCUUUAAAAGAGCCACACGGCUGAACAAGCUCAAAAAGCUCACACCAACUGAGUCUGUGAGGCUGCCUAGCUACCAUUUGGGUGCAUCUUGGCGCAUGUUCUUGGGGUUGAUCAUAAGGCAGCCCGCUGACGUUUUUGGGCUCAUAAGGUCGCCCGCGGAUGUCUUUGAUUUCAUAAGGCUGCCCCCGGGUGUUCUUGAGGUCACACGGCCGCCCCCGGAUGUUCCUGACAUCAUAACUAAGGCCGCCCACGGAUGUGCCUCAGAUCAUAAGGUCGCUCGCGGAUGUUCCUCCGGUCGUAUGUAAGGUAGGCCUCCCCCGGGUGUUCUUCAGAUCGUAAGGUCUCCUGCGGAUCAGUGUUCUUCAGGUCAUCGGGCUGCUGUGUGGCCGUGGGACUUAUUGAACGCCGUCUAAAGGGGACCCAUCUCGCGGGCCACUUACUGUUACUUCGAGACUAAUCCUAGGCAUCAAGACACUGGCGGGCGGUUUCUUAAAGAAAGCGCCGCUCGCUAUGUGCCUCGCGGAUUUCUUAAAAGCCCACGACGAUAGGUCUGGACAUGUGCGGGGAGGCACUGCGAUGCCAUCCCGAAAAGAACUACUCUUAGCGCCCAAAAAGUACUGAAGUGGAGGCUGGCUCUUAUACGGCGAAGACUUUUUAUGCGCGCCGCUUUUUCUUUUUCCCCUGUUCGUUGGGUUCGUUUCUACCUCCUGGGCCUCAGGGUGUAGUGCGUGAAGUGAUGGGACUUCAACAGGGCCCAGGCUGCGUUUUUAUCUGCGCUCGUUAUGGUCUUGCUGAUGUUUCUCGUGGCUGGUUUCGUACUCACUCUGACUAAGAAACUUCGUGGAGUAGAUUUCAGCAGCUAUGACCCGGCUCAGGUAGGUACUUUCGUCCUCGUUACUGACACCGGAGGCAGUGCCAUCCGCGGCACUAAGUCAGAGGCUUACACAGGUGAGGCUGAAGCCCAAAAGUCUUGCGAGAUUGAACUUUUACCACCGGGACACAAAGCAUCGGGCGCAAUUUGUCUCCACGUAGACGAUACCCCUCGGGGAGAUGGCGACAAGUUCCAUCAGGUGCGUAAAGAAGUCGCUUCGUGCUUUCUAGUAGGAGACAACUGGGGUGAAGGCCUUAGGCCUUUACUUCGUUCAGUCCUUUGCUAUUCUUGGUCGUGGCUUAGAAGUUUACGAAAGAGACGCAAGCCGCAGGCGCUCGCCCAAAAUUUCGCAAGAAGGAAGCGAUGGGAAGUCAUUAGAUGAGAUGACUACUCAGCCCGGGAGGGUGCUGGCCUUGGGAAAGCCUUAGAAACAGCUUCCCGCAGUCUUUUUCGUGCUAUGGUUGGUUGGCCGCCUUAGCUGGAUAACUUACAAAACAAGGCCGGGCUUGUUAUCUGGCGCCUUCGUUCGCUGGUGCUUGCUAGGGCAGUUGUGAGCUUUAUUUGGGGUGGCGUUAUUGCAAUAGCAAUCGCUCUAAGCAAAGCUUUGAGUUUGAGGACGGCGAUUUUUCAUCGUGGGAAUGGCAUUCGCAUGCACCCCAUGAAAGUGGAAAAACGUCGCACCGCUGCACACUGACCGGCGCAAUUUACAACCGUCGCAAAGCUUGCCCGUCUGUUUAUGCUGGUAGGUGCGUUUUUCAUAUCUGGCUACGAACGGCGUCGACUACGGCCGAAGCUUUUACUUUACACCGGCGAGCCUGCAGACCGUUCGGCGCCAGUAUCUAGUGAGCCCACAUGGGUCCGCGCUUCUCUGAUAUUUUGGAGACGCAAGCCGCGGGGACUUUUCCACGGGUGGCGGCAAGUCGUUGAAGGGUGGGCGUGGCAACAAGAGCCCAGAAACGCUCGCGCAAAGAAUGAAAGCGCCAUGUCGGCGCCGAACUACGAAGAACCACAGACGGGCAUCGCCUCAGGGCUGAAACGUCUCCGCAACGUUUUGGCAGCGAGCUGGGUGGGCUUUGAGGGGGAUUCGUCAGAAAAGUGCGCAGAAGCGGCGGCCGCUGCUCGUUUCUGCGACUUUUUCUGGUCGUUGUUUCGCCGUUUCAAAUUCGUUCUCCCGAGAUUUCUGGGGCUGAGCCGUUGCAGGGCCGCCAGGAUUUCUGUCGGCUGUUUGUGGUGGCUUUUUCUGGUUCUCCGCUGGCGUCAAGGUAGGUCGCUGCCCAGCCAGGGAGGCCGCGCUCUCGCUUCGUGUUUUCCAUGUCUUUGAAGGGAGGGGCGUCUUGUGUGGUUCUGUUCGUCUUCAUUUCGGGCACUGUCCCAAAGGUGCCACCUUUGGGAGGCCCAUGGGCAUGCGCUUUGUUCCUCUAGGGAUGGGAAGCGUUCCAGCACGUGGGUCGCUGUUUCUUUGUGUGUGCUACAAGUAGCAGGACGCAGGCAGCAAGAGCAUGAAAGCCGAAGGGGCUGCUGGCUGAAGGUGGUGGGCACAAGCAACAAGCCGGGGAGGGUGCAAGGAUCUACAGCGGGCGCGCGUUCUGGGUCCGUCGUGGGUCUGUGGUCGCUCCCUUCGUUCUGUCUUCUUCACCGUCUUCAUAACUGCAAAAGCAUACACACAGGUGAGAGGGCUGGGGGACUGAGACUCUUCCAUGCCCCAGCUUUUUCCUUCCUCGUUUCUUUUAUAUUGGCUUCGGUUUUUCUGUGCUCAUGUAGGCCAAGCGGCUGCUGGGUAUGUCUCUAAGUGCUUAAGUAGGUCCUUGGGUGUUUUGGAUUUUUCGCCUCGUAGUUUCUGUCUCAGGUGCUGCCUGUCUUCAGGCUGUGGCUCUCCAUCGCUAGCGCCGCGGGCUCUCCGCAUGGUGGUGGCGGAUGUCUCGGCGGGUGCCGUCGGUUGUUGGUCGGUAAUCCUUGCGGGUGUGUCUGUGGUUGGGGUUUCCUUGUGUGUUGUUUUUCGUCUUUGUGUUGUGUCGGCGGCUCUUUGCUAGGUUUUUGCAGGUUUCAAAUUAAUCUGCCAGCCAGCGCUCUUGUUAAAAUCUGGCCAAAAAAGUCGGGCUUUUGGGAUCGCGGGGCGCCUGCCCUGGGCCGUUGUGUGUCUGUUUCGUUUUUGGGGUUUUUCUGCCUUUGUUCUCUUGUUGUUUUGUUGGUGUAUUUGCGAGCGAUACGGGAGACGCUUGCGGGUAACGCCCUUUCUUGGUACUCUACAGGGGUUUCGCGGGUCUUGAAACCUGCGGCAGCGGAUCAAAGGAGGCGACCGAAAAAGCCCCCGGCCCGCUUUUUUCGGUCGUUUUUUUCGUUCGGUUCUGGUUCUGUAUGCUUUGGCUGGGUGGCUCGGCUCGGGGGUGCAUGUCUUAGGGGUGGCCUCGGUUGGGGGGUGCAUGGCUGAAGUUUGUCAAGAUGACGAUGGGCCAUCGGCCUUCGGGUCAAAUUAUGCUUCUGGUCUCCUUGGUAUUUUCGUGCUCCGUCUUUUCAUUGGGUUGGGCUUGUUUGUGUUUGUCUUCUGUUGCUUGGUCGUCUUGCCCCGCCCCCUGUGGAGGAGGGGCCGGGGGCAUUCGGCGGAUUAUCUCUGCCUCUUGGUGCCCACACUGAGCCACGGCCCCGGGGCUUGACGAUUGGCGCAACAGCUCGCGCGGAAGUGCUGGGCCUCGCGCUCGAAGGGUUGGGGGACGCGGGGGGGGUCGUGCCUGGGCUUGGGGGGUGGGGUCCCGUUGGCCGGUGGCCCUUCCAAGUCGACGGUUAGAAAACGGGCAAAAUUUUUCCGGCUUUUCUCGUUAAAAUUUUUCAGAUUUUUCUCGGGUUGGAAAAGAGCGAGAGACCUUUCGAGAAAAAAGCUAAAGAAACGGCUAAAAAAGGCUAAAGUUUUUAGUCUUUUUCCCGUGUGAUCUCGCUUAGAAGUCGCCCGCCUUUGCUUUUGGGGUCGGUUUAGAGCACUCCCGCUGAGGUUUAGAGCACUCCCGCCGACUUUUUUAACCGUCCCCAAAGUUGGCGACUUACUUUUUAGCCGUCAUCAGGGUAAGCCAAUUCCUUUGCGGAUUUGUCGCCUUGAUUGGUAGCCGUUUUCUGGUUUUUUAACCGGUUCCCGCGGGGUCUUGGGAAGCUUGCCUUCGGGCCGCGCAGCCGUGCCGCCGAUGACUGGGUCGCAUCUGACGCACCUGCCGCAUUCCGCUGGCAGGCCUCGAGUUGUGGCGUGGUGCUCGUGCAAGCGGCGCGGGGUUGGCUGGGUGGUGUGCGUGUGGACGUUGAAGCCCCGCAUCGUGCAGCGCUUGCCUGGGGUGGGGUUGGGCGUCCGCGUCAGUCAGGUUGCGUGGGCUGGGUCGCGUGAUUCGGGAGUGGGUGCCGGGGUCACGGUUCACUAGCUCCGCGAAGUGUGGCCCUAACGUCUGCGCCGGUGAGCCUCGCGGGCUGGUGUGGUGUCGGCUCUUUGUUUCGGGCCUUUUCUUGAGGUGUCUGUCUCGAAGUGAGUGCGUGGGGCUGCUUGCUGGAGGCCGGCCCAGGUGCGUGCGCUAGACUCGCGGUUGCUUGUUAUAGCAUUGCGGUGGCACGGGUUCGCCCGGUGAGGUCUUUCGGGGGUCUUUUAUGUCGGCUCGGUUGUUGCCCCCCCGGCAGCCAGAUCAGCUGGCGCGGGUGUGUUGUGGUGUCUGUCGGUCGGGAUUUUCUCAAAGCUUGAAACUUUUAGCAAAAUUAUGGCCGGACUUGUUGCUUAUAGGUUUGGGCCUCACCGUCCGGGUCGCGUCUUAGUCAAGUCGCUGCCAGCUUCGUGGGCCUCGCUAAUACUCUUACGCCGUCCCACACGCGCACCACGGUCUUCGGCGCGUCACCCCGUCACGCAGGCACACGCUCAUGCGUCGCUUGAAAAUGAAUGCUUCAGCGUGCGUCACGCUCUUGGCCUCAGGUGGGUGCGUACGGCUGUUAUAGGGUUGGUUCUUUCAUAUGCGGGGGGGAGGAUCCCCGGAGGGACCCUUUUUGGAGGUGUCUGCCGGGGGUGGGACACUUCUAAAGGAGUCCAUGGGGGCUUCCUCCGCUUCCUUCCAGCUGCCUGCGUGUACCUUCGAGGCCUUCUAUCAGCGUGCCUGGCUUGGAAGGCCUCUGAAGGUGGCAAAGGGCGAAAGGCUGGACCCCCGGGGCUGUGCGGCUUGUGCCUUGUCGGCCCUUGGUCAUGGGUUUGCUGGCUCUUGCCACGCAUUUGAUGAGGACCGGCAACCCAGCAAAAGGGGCCAGGCUUUGGGAUCAUUGUGGCUGCCUUCGGCGGCUUUCUACCCCGGAGGCCUCCGGCUUGCGGGGUGCGUCAAAACUUGGCGCGGGCGUCCCCUUGCGCCUCUCUGCAUGUUCCCAGCCUGCUCCUGGCGGGCCUCUGCUGACCCUUGCGGGCUUGGCUUGGGGGGCCUGCGUCUGGGGUAGAGGGCUGCUGAAGGCGGCCGCCGCGGUCUCUUGAAGCAGGUUGAUGACCAAGGGCCCGGAGGGUACAGACCACACAGCUGCUAAGGGGGUCUGUCCUUGCGUCUUUUGCCGCCUUCGGGGGCCUUCGCUCCACUCUUGGCGCACUGCUGCGGCUGUGAAGCACGUCGGCAGCUUGUGGGGCACACGCAGGCAGUUACCCGGACGAAGGCAGCGGAGGGGGCCCCCUGGACCCCUUUCGGAGGGGGACACCUUUGGAAGCCUUCCACCGCCAGCGCAUGCCUUCCAAAGGGGUCUCUCUGGGGGUCAGGCUACGCCCUCCCCUACGCUAGGGGGGGGCGCUACCCUGCACCCUGGAACGUUUCCAGUUGUUGUGAGUAUUCUUGUUGGGCGUAUUCUUUUAGGAGCAGAUAUUACUAUUGUUGAAAUAAAUUUUGAACCAAAUAAAACAUUGGAGGUAACUAACUAACACACCUGCAGCUAUCUUUAGCUGAGAUCUCUUGCUUCGUCACUAAUUAAUAUCCAGGUCAGCGCAGAGGAGAAGCACAAGCGGCACGGCUGCCAGAAAGUGUUUUUCUCAGAGGGCUUCAACGAUGAAAGGCUAAAACAAAUAGCAGCAGCCUUGCUUAUGCAAGUAGAAUUAUGGCCAGAUACAGACUUUUUUUUCUUUAUCUUCGAGUUCUAGUACUAGAGCAUCUCGUGACACUCCGUGUCCAGUAGACAGUAACACAGUGAAGGGUUGCAUCGUUCCAGAAUAUUGGUCCUCCACGGUGGAAAUUAGUGAAAAUCUUCUAAAAUAAAUUAGAGGGGGUUGUGAGGUCAGCCCAGCGGU
Amoebophrya sp. A25 is the source of this 9278-nucleotide messenger RNA. Lineage: Eukaryota; Dinophyceae; Syndiniales; Amoebophryaceae. The record is from the annotation of a GenBank genome assembly.